Pieris rapae (cabbage white) is the source of this 4683-nucleotide messenger RNA. RefSeq names its product serine/threonine-protein kinase mig-15 (gene msn). The record is from RefSeq and is a predicted model, not a curated record. The transcript has 22 exons. The coding region runs from base 227 to 4180 and encodes 1317 amino acids. NCBI's taxonomy places the organism in Eukaryota, Metazoa, Arthropoda, Insecta, Lepidoptera, Pieridae. Gene Ontology annotation, molecular function: protein kinase activity; ATP binding. Gene Ontology annotation, biological process: protein phosphorylation.
UUCAUCUGGCAUCACCGCCGGGUGUGUGUGUGCGGCAUAUAAAUUGUGUAUCUGUAAUUCUCUUUAAAUUUAAUUGUAAACAAUGUGUUUUAUAAAUUAUUCAGACGUACAAGAAUAAAUUCUUAUCCAUAUCUAUACAAAUGUUGUGAUAUAAGAUCUUUUGUAAGGUUUUUAUAUUGAUGUGAAGAUCUCGUGCUUUGUCUCCGUGUGUGACAAUAUACUCAAAAUGGCGCAUCAACUAGCACCGUCUGUAAAUUGUUCAUUAGACGACAUUGACCUCAGUGCAUUAAAGGAUCCUGCUGGAAUAUUUGAGCUUAUCGAAGUUGUAGGAAAUGGCACUUAUGGGCAAGUAUACAAGGGACGGCACACAAAGACCGGUCAGCUUGCUGCCAUCAAGGUGAUGGAUGUGACACAAGAUGAAGAAGAGGAAAUAAAACUUGAGAUCAAUGUGUUAAAGAAAUAUUCAACCCAUCGCAACAUUGCCACUUACUAUGGUGCUUUUAUAAAGAAAAGUCCUCCAGGGAAAGAUGACCAGCUCUGGUUGGUUAUGGAGUAUUGUGGUGCUGGAUCCGUAACUGACUUGGUGAAGUCUACGAAGGGGCAGUCGUUAAAGGAAGAAUGGAUAUCAUAUAUAUGUAGAGAAAUCCUCCGAGGUCUGAGCUAUCUGCAUUCAAACAAAGUCAUACAUCGUGAUAUUAAAGGACAAAAUGUUUUACUGACUGACAAUGCUGAAGUGAAAUUAGUGGACUUUGGAGUAUCAGCCCAAUUGGACAGGACCAUCGGGAGGCGGAACACGUUCAUCGGUACCCCGUACUGGAUGGCGCCGGAGGUCAUCGCCUGUGAUGAGAACCCGGAAGCGACGUACGACAAUCGGUCCGAUCUCUGGUCUUUGGGCAUCACGGCGUUGGAGAUGGCGGAGAGCCAACCACCGUUGUGUGACUUGCAUCCGAUGAGAGCUCUGUUCCUCAUCCCAAGGAAUCCACCACCUCGCUUAAAGUCCAAAAAGUGGGCGAAGAAGUUCCACAGCUUUAUCGAGACCGUGCUGGUCAAGGAUUACCAUCAGAGGCCUUACACGGAACAGCUGCUAAAACACCCAUUCAUCAGAGAUCAACCCACAGAACGCCAAGUUCGGAUACAGCUGAAGGACCACAUAGACCGCUGCAAGAAGCGCAAGCAGGACAACUCUGUGCGAGAAGACUACAAGUAUUCGGGCUCAGAGGGAGAAGAAGAAGAUAACGCGAUAGCAGGAGAGCCAUCGUCUAUCGUGCACAAUGCCCCUCAUCAAGGUGGCGACACUUUGAGGAGGAAUUUCCAGCAGAUACAGGAGGGAAGAGCCGCGGAAGCACAGCAACCCCAGCCGCCGCCUAAACGCAACAGUAAACGGGAAGAGAGAGAAGAGAUACCAGAACCCGGUCCUCCAGCGAGGCCAACAAUUCCUCAAAGACUGAUCGUAGUGCCAGACCCACAGGCACAACAGCCUAACAGAUAUAGGCCACUCCCACCCACCCCAAAGUCGUCGGGCUCAUCCAACAGCUCGGGCUCCAACAAUGGGACUCCGCCCGCCAGUGGGCCGCAACCUCCGCAGAGGGGUUCGCAUCACAUGUUCAAACCCAUGAUACCGCCAAGAAGGCCAGAGGACCUGGAUAAGCUGGCCGCACAAUUGAACGAGUUGGGCGUGGUCUCCGGCAACGAGCCACCCAAUCGACCUCCACGGGCACCGGCUAAUGGACAAGGUCCACCAGUGGAAAGAAACCCACCAGAACCGACAUUUGAAGAGUCUGACAGCGAUUCGGACCCAGAUGAAGGUGGGGGUCGAGUGAGAAAUGAUGGGACGCUGUUGGCCAGUGACCCACCCAAACCACUGCCGGGACUGUCCGCGGUUUCGGAGGACGGCGCCGGUCCCCCCACACGCCCCUUGCCCCCAACGCCCGACGACGAUGACCCCCACGCUGAUAGAACGCUAGUGAAGCGGAGGGAAAUUGAGAAGAGACAGUCUGACGUCGACGAGGCCGUCCUCUUAAAGGAUUGGGACUUCGCCAGAUUUUUCCCAUCGAAAAGUAAAGAAGAGAAACAGGAUCCCAGCAAGGAGUCGGUGAAACGGGCUCAGCUCCAACGUCAAUCUAGAAUUGAGAUGGAAGACGGCUGGACCAAGUACAAGGCGAUUGCCACGCCCCCCUCUCGUGUCAAAUUCCCAAAGACCGACAAGAGCACGCAGGAGAAACUCACGGACAUUCUGAAGUUCAAAAAGGAGCAGGAGGAGCUGAACCCGCCGAAUAGAUUUUUCAGAGGCUUCCGAAGGGAGAACUCCGACUUCUUCCCGCUUUCUAGUACACGCCAUUCGGCCAUUUACAUUCCGAAGCAUGAGGCUCCACCUGGCGCGAAUAAACAGCGCUCCAGCGGUAUUUUCAAUCACACAAGGAAACAGAGCAAACCCGAAGUACCCGGCGAGCCUGUCUUGACAGAGUUCAUAAAAAUGGACAGUCUGAAAUUCGUCCAGAAACCCAAACCCGACACGAGGGCUUCAAAUCCAAUUGACGCGCUGAAGAGCGUCGCGGAAUUAAUAAGACAGGACAGCGAAUCGAAAAGCCGCCAGAGUAGCGUGAACAGCGACUCGCCAGCAACGAGCAUAUGCUUUGAGAAUACCCUGGAUCUCACUGCGAACACGCAGAAAGAGAACGUAUACAAACCACGCAGGGAGAAGACCGAGUCGGAUAUAGUGUUCAGAAGGAAUUGCAAUCGGAACGAUCAGGUCCUGUCGAGGCAGGAAGCGGUUAUCGCACAGGACCAGGGCCGUUCAAGUGGAAAUGAAGGUAGUGGUUCCCGCACCAGCUCGGUACUCCCCGACCUCUUGAGCCAGGCCGGCCAACCCACCACACCGCCGAGACACGACAAAUCCACAAGCGAAGAGUAUAGGCAAGCCAUAGCUGGUGGGCCUUCCCCUCAUCAUCAUCACAUAUCCUCCGUCCAAUCCACACCAUCGAAAUCCUUCGUAUCACCCCUGCAGCAUUCCCCGUCGAACACGUCCGUUGGCUCCCAACAAUUCCUUCCAUUGCAACAGAAGCAGAGGUCUUUCCUCACCUUCGGCUUCGGAGCUGGCUCUACGGGCAGCACGGGCGGUUCGGGCAACGCCUCCAGGCGGGAGAGUCACGUCAAUGUCAACGUGACACCGACGGGACAUGAUCUGUCGUCAGACACGCCCGAGAUACGGAAAUACAAGAAGAGAUUCAACUCGGAGAUUUUGUGUGCGGCUUUGUGGGGUGUAAACCUUCUCAUUGGUACUGAGAACGGUCUGAUGCUGUUAGACCGUUCUGGCCAGGGCAAGGUGUACCAGCUAAUAUCGAGACGCAGAUUCCAGCAGAUGGAAGUUCUGGAGGGGCAGAAUAUUCUGGUCACCGUCAGUGGGAAGAAGAAUCGCGUGCGAGUGUAUUAUCUCAGCUGGUUGAAGUCCAAGAUCUUAAGGACGGACGGACUUAGUGAUCAAGUGGAGAGGCGAAACGGCUGGAUCAACGUGGGUGAGCUUCAGGGUGCCGUCCACUUCAGAAUCGUCAAGUACGAGAGGAUCAAGUUCCUGGUCAUCGCAUUGAAGGACUCCAUCGAGAUCUACGCGUGGGCCCCGAAACCCUACCACAAGUUCAUGGCCUUCAAGAGCUUUGGUGAUCUUCAGCACAGGCCUCUCUUAGUGGAUCUAACAAUAGAGGAAGGCACCAGACUGAAGGUUAUCUAUGGAUCAGCUGAUGGAUUCCAUGCGGUCGAUCUGGACACUGCCAGCGUUUACGACAUUUAUAUUCCAAAACAUACCCAGGGUGCAAUAGUUCCUCACUGCAUCGUACCAUUACCAAACUCAAAUGGCGGACAGCUUUUGCUGUGUUAUGACAAUGAAGGGGUGUAUGUUAACACAUAUGGACGUGUUAGUAAGAAUAUUGUUUUACAAUGGGGUGAGAUGCCAACGUCAGUAGCGUACAUUGGAACUGGACAAAUAAUGGGAUGGGGCAACAAGGCCAUAGAAAUCCGGUCAGUGGAAAGCGGCCAUCUGGACGGUGUAUUCAUGCACAAAAAAGCUCAAAGGCUGAAAUUCUUAUGCGAGCGCAAUGACAAAGUAUUCUUCUCGUCUGCAAAAGGCGGCUCUUCCUGCCAAAUAUAUUUCAUGACGCUCAAUAAACCGGGCAUGGCCAACUGGUAACGAGACAAGAGGGCGAAGGCCCCGAAAACUGUGAUGCGAAAAGCCCUAAUCACAAUGUAUCAAGUGAUUCUUCAGACGUGCUCAAAAGACUUGAGGACUGUGGCAUUUUGUACUGAAUUAUGUAAUUUCAAUACAAGCUACUAAGAUAUAUAAUAUAUUAAGCAAUAACCUAUAAAUUAAUGUUUUUAUAUUGACAAUUAUUGAUAAGUAAGUUAAUGCUUAGAAUUUAUUUUGCAAAUACAAAUCGGACUAGAUAUGCCAUAUAUAAUUUGGUAAUCAUUGGUUAUGUUCAAAUAUUUGCCAUGACGGAACUUGUAAUCGUAGGUGAUGUAAAUUAUUCUUUUAAGAACACAAAUCUGCACUUAGCUCACUGUAUAUGCUAAUUAUCACAAUCUGCAAUAUUAAACGUGAAUGAUGAAUCCAAAAUUUGGUACUAUUUAUUAUUUAUUUGUUAUGUAUAUUAUUUACAUGUAUAAAGAUGUAACUGUGCAUAUUGAAAUUAU